CCAGGACAUCAUCAAGGGGCAGCAGGACGUGAUCUACCCCUACAUGUUACUACCAUCAUAUUGAGGCGUUUCCGGAAAGACCAUGAUGGCGCCGGUGUUAUUCUUUUUUUUUUCUUCUCUUUUCCUUCUUGACUGUUUCAACAAUCUUAUUUCAUGUUUUCAUGCAUUAUGGUUUCUGAGUUAUGGGGCAUCAUGUCUGAUGAUAUGGCUGUUUGGAGCUUUAUUCGAUUUGCAAUGAACUUACUGCUACGAUCUAGAAGCAUGACUAGACUCGGUUGGUGCUGUGAAUCAAGUUGGGAUAUAUUGAGAUUGGUUCUUUUCUCUUCAGUUGUGUUGUGUUGUUGUAUCUAUUAUGUGUUGUGCUGGAGCAUUGUGUACUGGCUCACUGGGCAUUAUCCAUCAUCAAUCGCAGUCAAUCGAUUUUGAAGAUAGAUAUAGAACCAUACUUGAUUUCGACAUGGCUG
Messenger RNA from Aspergillus eucalypticola CBS 122712, 464 nucleotides. RefSeq lists its product as uncharacterized. The transcript has a single exon. The record is from RefSeq and is a predicted model, not a curated record. Bases 154 to 426 code for a protein of 90 amino acids. NCBI's taxonomy places the organism in Eukaryota, Fungi, Ascomycota, Eurotiomycetes, Eurotiales, Aspergillaceae.